Molecule: messenger RNA, 1208 nt
Organism: Nanorana parkeri
Lineage: Eukaryota; Metazoa; Chordata; Amphibia; Anura; Dicroglossidae
Gene: OTP
Product: orthopedia homeobox
Exons: 3
Coding region: 140-1102 (320 amino acids)
Biological process (GO): regulation of DNA-templated transcription; neuron differentiation
Molecular function (GO): DNA binding; DNA-binding transcription factor activity, RNA polymerase II-specific
Source: RefSeq, a predicted model, not a curated record
AGGGGACCCCCUUUUUAAGCACAAACCGAAUUUUCUUUCAUUUAGCUUAUCUAUAUCUAUCUAUCUAUUUUUAUUUUGAAAUCGUUAAGCAGCCGGCAGGAUUUGGGGGGGACAGGCUUUCGCCCUGGAGCGGUGCGCGAUGCUGUCUCACGCCGACCUCCUGGACGCCCGGCUCGGGAUGAAGGAUGCGGCUGAGCUGCUGGGGCACCGUGAACCAGUGAAAUGUCGCCUUGGAGUGGGUGGGUCGGACCCGGUACAUCCGGGAGAUCUGGCCAGCAACUCUGACCAGGUGGAGGGCACCACGCUGUUGCCGGGUGAGGACAUCACCAGCGUGGGCUCCAACCAGUCCUCCAUGGCCGUCAGCUCCAAAGAUCCGGACAAGCAGCAGCAACAGCAGAACCCCAACCAGUCGGGCCAGCAGCAGAGCCAGAGCCAGAGCCAGAAACAGAAGAGGCACCGAACCCGCUUCACCCCGGCACAGCUCAACGAACUGGAGAGGAGCUUCGCCAAGACCCACUACCCUGACAUCUUCAUGAGAGAAGAGCUGGCACUGAGGAUCGGCCUGACAGAGUCCAGAGUACAGGUCUGGUUCCAGAACAGACGUGCUAAGUGGAAGAAGCGCAAGAAGACCACCAAUGUAUUCCGCUCCCCCGGGACUCUGCUGCCCACCCCAGGAUUGCCACAGUUCCAGUCAGCGGCAGCCGCCGCGGCAGCAGCAAUGGGCGACAGUCUAUGCUCCUUUCACGCCAACGAUACCCGCUGGGCCACGGCCGGAAUGGGAGUCUCCCAGCUUCCCUUACCUCCCUCCCUUGGAAGGCAACAGGCGAUGGCUCAGUCUCUGUCCCAGUGUAGCCUGGCCGGUGGCCCUCCUCCCGGCUCCAUGGGUUUGUCCAACAUGGGCUCCAAUGGCUCGGGGCUGCAGUCACACCUCUACCAAUCCUUCCCCGGCAUGGUGCCCACCUCAUUGCAGGGUCCCAGCAACGUGACGGGUUCCCCGCAGCUCUGCAGCUCUCCGGACAGCAGUGAUGUGUGGAGGGGAACCAGCAUCGCCUCCCUACGCCGCAAAGCACUUGAGCACACAGUCUCCAUGAGCUUUACUUAAUACCCUAUUUGCCCCCCUCUGCCCCAUUAUCUGCCCACCACUGUCUCUCCUCCCAGUCUAUCCUGGACACUCCAGCAGAGGCAAUGCAAUGCCGGUGAUCGCAGCA